AUGAUACACUUUUAUUCUAAACAUAUAUACUUUUUGAAAGUUCUCAUCUUUUUUUAUCAUGCUAUCGUAAUUUUUUUUUUACUUAUUUCUUUUUAUUUCAAAUCAAUUAGUCAAUGGGCGUUACAUGGGAAAAAUUUGUUUAUAAAAUUAGAAAAAGAAGAAAGAGGAAAGAGUUCUAAGAUAUAUAAAUUAAAAAAAAAAAUAGACACUAUUAUUGUUCCCAAAAUAUAUUUUUUACAUUUUUACAUUAUUGGUUUAGUAAUAAACUCAAUUUUAGUAAUCCAAGAUUUCCAUCAAAAUUAUAAAAAUGAAAGAAACGCUUUUGAUUUUAUUUCUGUGACUAACAUUAUCUUUGAAGUUCAUUUGCUAAGAAGAUUAUUAGAACAAUUAUUUGUAGUAAGAACAACAUCAAAUUCGUUUAUGCAUAUCUUUUCUUAUCUUUUAGGAAUAAGUUUCUAUGUAGUAACUCCUUUUUCAUUAUAUAAUAGUGACAAAAAUGAAUAUAGUCUAUUAAAUUUAUUUUCUAUUAUUCUUUUUAUAUUCGGAAACUUAAUUCAAUUUGAUUCUCAUUCUCGCUUGGCUAAGCUUCGCCCCAAAGACACAAAGAAAAAUGAUAUUAUGUAUAAGGUCCCAUAUGGUGGAUUCUUUUAUUUUGUUAGUUGCCCUCAUUAUUUUGCAGAAAUAUUAAUAUACUUAUCAUUUUUGAUAUUAAAUACUAAUUUCAUAAAUUUACUGAAUUUUGUUAUGGUUUCAUUAAUUUUAAUUAUAAACGGUUUGAAAACACAUAAUUGGUAUUUUAAAAUAUUAGAAGAUACAUAUCCAAAGUAA
Messenger RNA from Plasmodium relictum, 828 nucleotides. RefSeq names its product polyprenol reductase, putative. Bases 1 to 828 code for a protein of 275 amino acids. Gene Ontology annotation, molecular function: 3-oxo-5-alpha-steroid 4-dehydrogenase activity. NCBI's taxonomy places the organism in Eukaryota, Apicomplexa, Aconoidasida, Haemosporida, Plasmodiidae. Gene Ontology annotation, biological process: polyprenol catabolic process; dolichol-linked oligosaccharide biosynthetic process. The record is from RefSeq and is a predicted model, not a curated record. The transcript is spliced from 8 exons. Gene Ontology annotation, cellular component: endoplasmic reticulum.